Messenger RNA from Hypanus sabinus (Atlantic stingray), 3819 nucleotides. RefSeq names its product tRNA methyltransferase O (gene trmo). Lineage: Eukaryota; Metazoa; Chordata; Chondrichthyes; Myliobatiformes; Dasyatidae. The transcript has 6 exons. Bases 37 to 1632 code for a protein of 531 amino acids. The record is from RefSeq and is a predicted model, not a curated record.
GAUCACGUGGGCGGUUGCCGAGCGCUUGCCGGUGUCAUGGAUGUGACUGGAUUAGAUGUAGCGGUGGGAGCAGAGGCCGAUAUCCGUACUGGAGUGCAGGCGGCGAGCACGCAGCUGCUGCUGGCUCAGGCCCGCACCCUGAGGGCUGAACUGAAGAAUUUGAGGCAGGAAGUCAACAAAGCUGUUCAUGUACAUAAGAAAUCAAUUGAGGAUCUACGAGCUCUCUUGUAUAGUUUGAAAAGAGGGUCUAUCCAAGCUGAUGUGCCCAUCCAGAAUGAUGUUCCCACCAGAAAUCAACUAUCUCUAUCUUUGGAGAAAGGAAACAUUCAAACUACACCCAUAGGAUACAUUGACUCCUGCUUCUUUGCCAAAAAUGGCACACCUCGGCAACCAACAGUUUGUGGUUUGUCUCGUGCACGACUUAAAAUUAGCAAGACUAUUUUUACUAAUGCGGAGCAUUCACUCAUGGGCUUGGAACAAUUUUCACAUGUUUGGAUUAUCUUUAUUUUUCACAAGAAUGGGCAUCAAGGCUAUAAAGCUAAAGUCAAACCACCUCGACUGAAUGGAUUAAAAACUGGAGUGUUUUCUACAAGAAGUCCACACCGCCCCAAUGCAGUAGGUUUAACAUUGGGGAAGCUUGAUAAGAUUGAAGGUGAUACUCUUUAUCUUUCGGGAAUUGACAUGAUACAAGGAACGCCAGUACUGGACAUUAAACCAUAUAUUCCAGAUUAUGACGCACCUAGGGUUGACCCAAUGGAUAAUGUAAAUGAGAGUCAAGAGGUUUUUGUGCCAGAAGAGCAAUGCCAAGGAAUACCCAAUCCAAUCUUUGGGAAGGUAACUGAGGAGAGUGAGGAUAAGCAAUCAAUCCAUGUCAAAGUGGCUUCAAAGUUAGUAGCUGAUUGUGCUAUUGUUGAGGUAGAACAUUCCCCCAAAGAUACCACGUGUCCAUUUAGAAAGACAGAUGGCGAGAUAAUGGAUGAAAAAGGCAAGGUUGGGAAAAUCUCACUACAAACUACCAACGAUAAUCCCGAAAAAAAGAAGUAUUGUGAACAUCAACUAAGUGAGAAAGUUGAUCAGCUUGCUGGAAAAGGGAUUGCUUCUUGUGAAAGCAUACACUUAACCGUGGAGAAAAUCAAAAGCCAGUUAGUUCACAGUGAUAUUGUAAACAAAAUAACUGAAGAAGAAGAAGUAAUUUGCUUUAAGCCUGAGAAAUCUCUGAUAGUCAGCAAGAGGAAGAAAACAGAUAAUGUUGCUAUUAACAUACCUUGGAAUAAAUUGCCCAAUGGCAAUAUUGCAACUUGGAUAAAACAGCCACCUGUGACUUCCUUAAAGGUUCGAUUCACUCCUCAUGCAGAAAUGGAUUUGCAGCAGUUUCAGGCUCCAGGAGGGUCAGAUCCAGAGAAAAUGACAUUGAACUAUUUCCAGUCUGUAGAGGAAAUAAAAUCUGCCAUGAUGUCUGUGUUAUCAGCUGAUCCAAGAUCCAUAUAUCGGAGGACACAGUGCCGGGACAUGCUCUUUUAUUUCACUCUGGACACUGCCCACAUCACCACUUGGUUUGGAGAUGGCUUUAGUGAAAUCCUCAGGAUAAAACCUCUGAAAGAGCCACCAGACAUUGGAACUGUCAAAGUUUAAAUUGGUCCAGCUGAAAGCAUUGCACUUCCAAUAAAAUAAAAAAACCUUUAACAAUCUUCCGUGAUGAGUUGCAAUUCCUCUCGAACAAACACUUAGAUUUUACAAAGUGCAUUUCCAUUGAAUAUUCCAUUGAAUGACCUUCAUUUUACUGUUAUGAAGUUAUGGUGCUUCAGUGAUGUUGAAACUUUCCUUCUGAAGAUAAGAAUGUAUAAUUGGCUUUAGACUGGAAACAGUCUUGUAACCUGUUCUCUAAUCCUUCAUCUGAAGAAAAUACUCAUGAACUAUUGUGAUUUUAAUAUUUAUUCAUCAUUAGGUUUGCACCACUUUUCAGGCAACCGUAUUGGUUUCUAUCAGUAACUUUAAUUUCAGUAAUGUGCUUAUUUCUUCUGAAGAACUGAAUUAGAUAAAAUUAAUUUGGUAAUGUCUCUUUGUAAGUUUUAUCCAUAAUACUGCUAUGUCAUUUAGAUUGCGGUGACAAUUUCACUCAAUUCCUCAAAAUUGUAUCAUUUAUUUUCUGUCGGAUGAUUGAUAACAGGUCUCUCAGAGCUGUGAUUUUUGAUUUCUUUUGCUCAGCAAUUGGAAUUUCUAAUAUCAAAUAGGAUUGAAGCAACUUGGUAUACGUUAAGCAACACACACAAUAUGCUGGUGGAACGCAGCAGGCCAGGCAGCAUCUAUAGGGGGAAGCACUGUUGACGUUUCGGACCAAGACCCUUCGUCAGGACGUCGACAGCGCUUCUCCCUAUAGAUGCUGCCUGGCCUGCUGCGUUCCACCAGCAUUUUGUGUGUGUUGCUUGAACUUCCAGUAUCUGCAGAUUUCCUCAUGUUUUGUAUACGUUAAAUCCUUAUCUGUGAGGGAAAAGGACACAGAUUACAAAACUGUAGAUGCCAAUAAGGCCACUUAAUGUGACACAGAGGAUGUAAUGACAGACAGUGGUCAACCAGUCUUUGGAUAUAACUUUUGUGUAUGUUUCAGCAUUAGACUUCAGUUUUAAUCUGUAUGUAAACCUAUCUGCAUUCCUGAUGUUCCAGAUCCUGGCUCUGAUCACAUGCUGAGAACCCCAGUUACGAACCUGAUUCCUGAAUCUUGUUCUCAAAACCAACCAUGGCUUCAGGUUUUUUUUAAAAAAGAAGUUUCAGACAUGUUUGCUGUUCAGAAAUUUUUCAAAAUUACUAUAAGAAAAACUAAAUAAAUUUACUUUUUCCUCAAAAUGUGUAUUUCUUUAAAACCUUUUUUUUCUAUCUUUCCAUAAGAUUGCAGAAAAAAGUACUUGUGUUGCACCUCUAUCAGCUAUAGUUUACAGCCAUUACUGAAUUUUGGAUGGCACUUACCCAUUAAAGAAAAUAUGGUAGUCAACAUGCACAUAGCAAAUUACAAAUAUAAAUGAGCUAGAAGUUUAGUGGACAUUUCAUUGGUGGAUGUAAUGGCCGUCAAGCAUCUGGUAGUAUUUCCCUACCCUAUGUAUUUUAUAAUCUGGUUGUAAUGGAUUAGAACAUAAAAGCAUUUCUCCACAUAACUGGCACUAAGUUCAGGAUUGCCAUUAGAGCAGAAAAGCACAUAUUUUUUGGCAGUUUUUUGCUGGCCAUUUCCCGAUGGUGCUUUGAUGCUAGACUUACAAAGUUCAAACAAGCAGAAAUUUUUGAGCAUCACAAUGGAGCUUUGGUUGCCAAAUCUGUGCCAUGAUCCAACAUCUCAUCAGAAAGACAGCAUGAUUGGCAAAUGGCCCAUCUGUCAAUAGUUCCCUAGAAUGUCCUUUACUUAUAUCAUGGGCUAAUAUUUGGUUAUCUAGUCAUUAUCACCUUACUAAUUUGAUGGGCAAAUUGACUGCUCUUGUUUCCUGUAAUUCAAAAACCUCAGUUCAAAAAUAUUUCACUGGCUGUGACCUGCUCUGGAAUGCCCAGAGGUUCUGAUAUAAGGGUGGGUCCUUAUGGCAAGUGGCUGCUAUUAAUCUUUCAAAAUUAUCAACUUAAUCACAUAGUUUCUUUUGGCAAGUUAACAGUUGACUAGGUCAUGUGCCAAAGCUACAGUUCCUCAUUGUUUUAAUGCUAAAAAUGCAAGUUUUGUUGUAAAUUUACACAGAUAUGAAAGUAAUCAAUGACUAGAAACGAGAAGAAUUGUAUUACAUGUUGCAUGUAGCAUAACAGUAAGUGUUCCAACUCCAGGUUACAGGAAAAUAAAAUGUAAUAUUA